AUGAAAAUAACAACAACAGCAGAGAGGGUGGGGUGCCACUUGUUAUUGCGACACCCCAUAAGCGAGUCCGAAAACGGCAAAACAUUUCCCUCGACCGGAAAGAACAGAAGGCAUUCCAAGAUUGUGGCAGCAACGCUGGAGUACUCGCGCUUAUACGCCAGGUUUCGCUCGACUUUUGAUAAAUUUCUCACCAAUCGGAAGCUUUACUUGGCCAGCAACGAAUGCCCCCGGUUUCCGCUGAAUGCGAGGCCCACACAGGUGUAUAUGUUGAGGAUCAUUGACGACACCCUCAAGUUUGGCAGGGUUGGAUCAUUAAUCGGCGGCAACUAUCGUCUUGCGGACUGCAAAGAGAGAUGGCAAGACUUUUUGAAGGAGUUGAAAGUCACCGGAGAUAUGACCGUCGGGGAUAGUGACUCGGACUGGACAUCCGGGUCUGAGGAGGAGAGCGAUCUCGGUAGAGCUUCUUCUCCCGGUGACCCUGCUUCCGGUCCCGACCCCGGUCCAGGCUGGGAGGUUGAGCCGGCCACCCCCAAAGCCACCCGUCAUGGGCUUGUGCCUGGCGCGGGUAUCCUUGCCUUCGCCGACGGGUUAGCGGCCAACUUGUCGAUGAUGUUGCGACUGGUGAGGGAGUUUGAAGAAGCCGGUGAGCAGCUUCCCAGGUCGGUCACCGAUGUGGUUGCGACCUUUCGGGAUUGCUGUGUUGUCUUGGAAGAGUGGCCCCGCCAUGAAGGUCCCGGCCAAGUCCAGGAUAACUUGAUGAGCAGUGGAGAAGAUGCAGGGACUCCGAUUACGAUAGUCUUUUCGUCACACCGUAAGACCGGCCUUUCUUUGUUUUGCUAUUUGCUUUUCUUUUGUAUGUAUCUUUGUAUUGGUUUCGAUUUGCAAGAUGCUGACUCGAUAAGUAGCAACCAACGAUUUAAGCAGUCCAGUAGUGAGGACGAUUGGGCCUGGGGAUUUGGGGGCUUUGGAAGAUUAUUGUCAAUUUGA
Messenger RNA from Podospora pseudopauciseta, 987 nucleotides. RefSeq lists its product as uncharacterized. NCBI's taxonomy places the organism in Eukaryota, Fungi, Ascomycota, Sordariomycetes, Sordariales, Podosporaceae. The coding region runs from base 1 to 987 and encodes 328 amino acids. The transcript is spliced from 2 exons. The record is from RefSeq and is a predicted model, not a curated record.